AUGGGGUCGUGCUUUAGUGCAAGAAUUAAAGCUGAGAGUCCUCCUCGUAACGGGGUGAACACAAAAUACGGGAAUGAUAGGAGUGGGUCAAGCAGCAAGGUCUCAUCUUCCACAGUGCCUUCAACUCCUCGGACACAGGGUGAGAUCUUGCAGUCCUCCAAUUUGAAGAGCUUUUCCUUUGGUGAAUUAAAAGCAGCGACUAGGAACUUCCGUCCAGAUAGCGUGCUGGGCGAAGGUGGUUUUGGUUGUGUCUUCAAAGGGUGGAUUGAUGAGCAUUCAUUGACAGCUGCCAAGCCUGGAACAGGCGUGGUUAUUGCCGUAAAGAGGCUUCACCAAGAGAGUUCCCAGGGUCAUCAGGAAUGGUUGGCAGAAAUCAACUACCUUGGCCAGCUGUAUCAUCCGAAUCUAGUAAAAUUGAUCGGCUAUUGCUUAGAAGAUGACCACCGACUUCUGGUUUAUGAGUUUAUGCCCAAGGGAAGCUUGGAGAAUCAUCUAUUCAGAAGGGCUUCUUAUUUUCAACCACUCUCAUGGAAUCUCCGCAUGAAGGUUGCCCUUGAUGCUGCCAAGGGUCUAGCAUAUCUUCACAGUGACAAGGCAAAAGUUAUAUAUAGAGACUUUAAGGCCUCUAAUAUCCUGCUUGACUCGAAUUAUAUGGCCAAACUCUCUGAUUUUGGGUUGGCCAAGGAUGGGCCAACAGGCAGUAAAAGCCAUGUAUCUACAAGGGUCAUGGGUACCUAUGGUUACGCAGCUCCUGAAUAUAUGGCAACAGGUCAUCUAACUACGAAAAGUGACGUAUACAGUUUUGGGGUUGUUCUUCUAGAAAUGUUAUCUGGCAGACGAGCAAUAGACAAAAACAGGCCCUCCAAGGAACAAAAUUUAGUUGAAUGGGCAAGGCCUUACCUAAGUAGCAAGCGCAGAAUUUUCCAAGUUAUGGAUGCUCGCAUCCAAGGCCAGUAUUCAACGAGUGAUGCUGUUAAAGCAGCAAACCUUGCAAUCCAAUGCCUAUCAGCAGAACCAAAGUAUAGGCCACACAUUGAAGAAGUGGUAAAAGCAUUGGAACAACUUCAGAAUUCCAAUGACAAUAAUGGAUCCAGGGGCUCUCGUGGUGAAAACCUUCAACGAGUCAAUCGAAGUUCAAGCAAUGGUCCUAAAUAUCACAGGAAAAAUGUUAAUGAAGUUUCCAAUGGAAAACCUGCCUCUUAUGCUGGGCCAUAUGGUUCACCUCUUCGUACAUAG
Messenger RNA from Dovyalis caffra, 1236 nucleotides. Lineage: Eukaryota; Viridiplantae; Streptophyta; Magnoliopsida; Malpighiales; Salicaceae. The record is from the annotation of a GenBank genome assembly.